ACCACAACAACAGUAGCUCCUACGACAACUACAGCAGCUCCUACCACAAACACAGCAGCUCCAACCACAACUACACCAACUGCGACCACAACUAGAGCAACUCCAACCAUAAGCACAGCAGCUCCAACCACAACCACAGCAGCUGCAACCACAAGCACUGCAGCUCCAACCACAACAACUGCAACUCCAACUACUGCAACUGCAGCUCCCACCACAACCACAGCAGCUCCAACCACAACCACAGCAACUCCAACUACUGCAACUGCAGCUCCCACCACAACCACAGCAUCACCUACCACAACAACAGUCGCUCCGACGACAACUACAGCAGCUGCAACCACAACAACAGCAGCUGCAACCACAAGCACUGCAGCUCCAACCACAACAACUCCAACCCCAACUCCUGCAACUGAAGCUCCAACUACAACCACAGUAGUUCCUACCACAACUCUGACUACAAUCACAGGAUCGCCAAUUAAAACCACAGCUACUCUAUCUACAACCUCAGCAGCAGCAACCACUCCAGGUCCCACCACAACAUCUGCAGCUCCAACAACCACCACAGCAGUUCCAACCACGACGACAGCAGCACCAACCACAACUACAGUAGCAUCAACAACUACUGCAGAUGCAACCACAACAACAGGAGUACAAACAACAACGACAGUAGCUGCAACCACAACUACAGCAGCACCAACAACUACCACAGCAGUUCCAACCACAGCAACAGCGGUACUAACCACAACUACAGCAGCUGCAACGACAACUACAGCAGCUGCAACCACAACUACAGCACCAACAACAACAACCACAGCAGUUCCAACAUCCACCACAGCAGCACCAACAACCACCACAGCAGUACCAACCACAACGAUAGUAACUCCUACGCCAAUAACAGCAGCACCAACCACAACUUCAGCAACAUCAACAACAACUACUGCAGAUGCAACCACACAAACAGGAGCACCAACAACAACGACAGCAGCACUGGAGAAGUUUACAGUCCUCAAGGCUGUCAAAAGGGUAUGUGUAUGA
Molecule: messenger RNA, 1035 nt
Organism: Xiphophorus maculatus (southern platyfish)
Lineage: Eukaryota; Metazoa; Chordata; Actinopteri; Cyprinodontiformes; Poeciliidae
Product: mucin-5AC-like
Exons: 2
Source: RefSeq, a predicted model, not a curated record